UUUUACUAAUUCGUUACAUAAACAAGUUACUUUGUCGCCAUUUGUCAAAUAUUUGAAAAUUUAUAUUUCAAAAGAUAGUUAAUGUAAUUAAGUUUUAAGUUUUAAUUCCUUUAAUAAUUCUAUAUCGGGAUAAACAAACGCGAACUAGAAUCUUUUGAAUAAGUCUAGUUAUUCAGUAAAAUAGUAUUUUUAACAAUAAAUUAUAUAUAUUUCAAGAAAUAUAUUUUUCUUAAAUACAUCGAAAUAAAUAAGUUAGUCGAUAAUUUCACUAGAAUUAGGUAUUACACCCUGAUUAUUUAAUAAAAUAUAUAUGUUUCUUAAAGUACUUUCAGUUUUAAUUCAAAAUAUUGUUUUAUUUGAUUUUAUACAUAGCCUAGUACUUGAUUUAAAUAUAAAGUCAUAAUUUAUUACAUAUGCUUGAUAUACGAGUACAUUACAUAUACGAGCAAGUAAUCAGAGAUAUGUUUUUCAUCAUAAUUGAGCUUAUUCAUCAGACAAUGGCACUAAAGUAUAACUUGUCCGUAUUUUGAAGUUCAAAAAUCAUCACCCGUAUUUUGGAUUCUUGCGAGAUAUGAUACAGUGAAGUAGUGAAUUAAAAUGAAUGAUUGCAAAAGUGCAAUGAGUGUUAAUAGUAAGAUUAUAUGGUGUUCUUGUGCGAUGUUCUGUUUCUUUGUAAUCUUGAUGUUACUUAAUUAAUUAACGACCCACAUCUCGAGAAGUAUUUCGUACAACUUUAUCGUAUUUAUGAAAAUACUUUUAAAAGUGAAUCAGAUGAAAGGAUUAAAUACGACAAUUUCACGGUAGAAUAAAUCACAGCUUUCUAGGGAUGCAUUUUAAAAUGGACUACGGAGUACACGAUUGAUUACACGAUUAUUAUUGAUUAACUUCUUAACAUAAAUUCGAUAAGUAUUAUUAAUAGUAAUAAUGAUAAUAAUAACAAUAAUAAUAAUAAAAAAAAGAAUAAAAUGAAAGUGUGAUGAUUAAGUCAGAGUUUCCUUGCGUAAUUACUAUUUUCAAGCACGUUAACAUUAUCCAUUAAAGAAACGUUCGUCCUCAGCAUAUUGAUAUUAUUCUUUAGCGAGAUAUAAAACAAGAUACAAUAAAAAUAUGUUUUCGGUAAAAUCUUGCGAAAAUUCAAGCGAGUAUUCAAGCGUAUUAAUAUCACUUAAUAUCCCAAAAUUGUAUUUCUAACAUUCGACAUACAUACAUACAUAUUUGUGAUCAAAAUACUGUGAUUAGUGAUAAUAGAUCUAUUCGCUAGUUUUGCAACGUGACAAGCGUACUAUACACGCACAUACAAUUUUUCACUGAAUCUUGUAUCUUUAAUUUUUAAACAUGUGCUGGUAGUGAUUUAUUGAGUUCAGUAAAAUCAUACACAUCCAAAAUAUCUGGAACGAAGAAAAAAAGAAAAACAGUAUAAAGAGUCUUAAGGGCGUGUAAAAUUGCCACUUAUUUUAUUAAUGUACCACACUGUUUUAUUGAUAUAUCACGAUACAUAUAUAUACAUAUGUACAUAUGGGAUAUUACACGACUACUAAUAGUAGUACACGUUUUUCAUAAGAAAGCAAUAAACAGCAAGAAAAUUCAAAAUUAAAUGAUAAAGCGCUCUAACAAUGAAUUGAUUACACACGUAUUCAUAAUGGAUAGUACACGAUCGCCUAUGGAUAACCUCUUUAACAUGCUGUCAGGCUUCAGCGCGGAUCAUAAAAAGGCUUUAAAACAAGGCAUUUACAAUGCGGUGGCACUGUUCUUUUUGUGUCUGGUUUCCGCAGCAGGUUUCGGAUUGUAUAUUAUAUUGAGACCGUUUGUAAAACCUUUGAUUUGGGCUCUGUUAUGCGGCUCCGUUUUAUUCCCUUUCAAAUAUUCGUUAACCACAAUUGUGCAGUCGUGGUUUGAGAAAACGGAGGCGUCUCAUACCCCCUUAAUAAUAAAUCUAAUGGUGCUCCCUGCGCAAAUAGUUGACAAAAUAUCGGAUAGUAUAGGGUCAUUUUUAUGGGAGCACAUUAAAUACAUUGCCAGUGUAUUUUUAUUGACUGCAUCAGCUCUAACUAUAUAUCAUUACACGCCUACGAUAUUAAGCUGCCUUAUAUGGAGAAUAUGCCUAAUUUUUAAUGCUGUUUUUGGAUUUUUUAUAACAACGUGCAAUACUUUUGUGAUUACUUUUAUACUUAUUGGAUAUUUAUCUGUGUUGUAUGUUUACUGGGCACCAAAUAAUUCCAUUCACUUUCGUUAUAGUUCAUUUAUUAUAUGGUUCAUGAUUAGCUUAUAUAUUUCUAACAUAUUAGGUGCUUAUCAAAUUAUUAUAUUCACAAUACUACAAAUAUUGUACUUCAUAGGAUUUAUUUAUGAAGUAGUAGCUAUUAUGGAAAACCAAGAAUUGGAAAACAAACAUAUGACGUUUAUGGAAGCAAUGUGCUUUGCAUUGACAAAUAACUUAAUCACAAAUAUGCAACAAGAUUCGUUUCCCUCAGCUUCAAAAAGUGAAGACUCCAUAGAAAAUAUUAGUGAAGAAAGCAUAAAUGCUGAGAUAAAUAGAGAAGAUCAAGAUAUGAAGAUUAUGAAAUUUUCCAGGAAGACAAUGUCACUGGAUGCAAAUAGAGGUGUAAAAAACAGAUUACAACCAUCUAAUGUAUCAUUACGUGAUCGUUAUUUGUUGAGGAGAUUGAAAACAGAAUUACGAAUGUCCAUAGAUAUAGAAAAUGAUAAGGUUGAUACUGACAAAUAUAUGUAUGGAGCAUUAUAUGCUUGCAUUGGUAUGCUUCUUUGGAAACAUAGGUGGAUGAUAUAUAUUUUAAUUAUCCCUAUAGCUUUUUAUAUUAUUAAGCAAUUUGGAAAUUAUUUUGGAAUAUGGAAUAUGAUUGGUAAUCAAUGCAAUAUUAUUGUGCAAAUUAUAAAAACAUGGUGUGCAGAAAGACAUCAAGCUCUCUUACCAGUUAAUGUUAGAGGUUUAUACAAAAUUGGAAUCAUAAUUGAUGAAAAAUUAACAAAAAUUUUGAAAGCUUCAGUUGAUUCUGUAGUAACAGUUGCUGUGAUUUUUGGAUUACUUAUAUUCACUACUUGUACUUCUAUUUUUAUAACAAUACAGGUUUAUGCAGAAGGUAUGCAUCUUAUUCAAAUGACUGGGGAGAUACUUAAUUCAUCUUUGAAUAAUCCAGACAUUGAUUGGUUACCUGAACAAUGGGAAGAUUCAGUUAAUAGUGUGUUAGAUAAUGCUUACACGUAUGGACGAAGUGCUAUUUCUGAUGGAAUAAAAAGUUUGGUAAAAGAUUUAGAUGCUGCAAAAGCUGAACAAAUGGAAAAGAAAGUUUUAGAACUUUGGGAUAGACUUUAUCAAGCAUGGAUGAUGUCAACCGAAAAUCCUGAUCUAAUUGGGCCUACUGUAGAUGUUACAGCAGCUUAUUCAGUGUGGGAAAGUCUUAAUGAAAGUUUUGAAAAACCACCUUUACAACUGUUUAACAUGACUAGUAUACAAAAUUUUGUAAAAGAAAAUAUUGGAACUUUUAUGUCAGUAUUGGAUUCCAUUUGGAGUAUAGUGAAAGGAAAUAUGUCUGUGAUAUUAACAAUUUUUACAGAACUAUUUUAUAUUAUACUUAUGAGUGGAUCAGCAGUACUUAACUUUGCUCUCAGCAUGGUGGUAUUUUUUACGACGCUCUUUUACCUUCUUAGUUCUAGUGAAAAAACAUACAAACCUAUUGAGUUAACUACAGUAUUUAGUCCUAUUAGUUGUCACAGCACUCUUCAUGUUGAAGGGUUUGCUAUAGCAUUACAAGAAGCAGUGAUUGGAGUAUUUGCUGCAACAUUUAAACUUGCUUCCUUCUUUGGCAUGUGGACAUGGUUUAUACAUAAUUUGUUCCAAGUAAAAAUAAUUUAUUUACCAUCAGCUUUUGCGACAAUACUUGGUGCAGUACCAUUUUUGGAUGCAUAUUUUGCUUGCAUCCCAGCUACUUUGGAGCUCUGGUUUACUCGAGGAUCUAUGAUUGCUAUUUUGUUUUUUAUGUUUCACUUUCUUGCUUGCAACAUUGUUGUAACUGAAUUCUACAAAGAAAUAAAAGGGGGUGGACAUCCAUAUCUUACAGGUCUUUCCAUAGCAGGCGGAAUCUUUUGUUUGGGUGUAGAAGGUGCAAUUUUUGGUCCUUUAUUAUUAUGCUGUAUAAUGGUAGCAAUUAAUCUAAGUCGUCGUUACCUCCAUUCACCAUCAGAAGAAGCUAUGCCUGAUUUCACUAUCAGAAAUUAAAUUUUUUGACAAUAUUCAUUACAAAAGAUUUGGCUAUCUUUGUAGAUCAAUUUUUAGAGCUAUGGAAAAUGCUAAAUUUUAACAGUUCACGAAUGCUUUAAAUGAAGCUUCCAAAACGAUCAAAUUUAAAUCAUAUUUACAAAUCUUUAAAGUUUACAUACAAUAUAAAAACAUAAAUUUUAUUUUUAUAAAAAAUUUAUAAACGCAAUAUUAUUAUUAACAGCUUCAUCUAGUCUUUAAAAGAAUUAGUUUAUUAUAACAUGUCGUUUUUAUUAUGUAUAUAUAUAUAUAUUUAUAUAAUAAUUGCUUGUAUAUUUCAUUAUUUUUUGAUCAAGUUUUUACAAUGUAACUUAAAAAUUUUAGAUAACCUAAAAAUUUAGAAUUGAUUCUGGACUUAUGCUUAUUAAUAUUUAGAAUUAAUUUAGAUUUAAAAUUAGAUAUUAGAAUUUCACAGAAGAAAAAGCUAAAUUUAGUAUUUUUUCAUUAUAUUACAAGUUUGAGAUUAUUAACUUAUGAUAUUACUUUUGAUAUUACUUAUUAAUAGAAAAAUAACAAAUAUACAAUAAUAUUUAAUUAUAUAUUUUCUUAAAUGAUACAUUAUAUAUAUUGAUUUGUUGCGUUGUGGUAAUAUACUAACUUCAGUAUUUGUAUUAUAUUUUGUUAUAAAAAGUCAUUGUAUAUUUUCAAUAAUAAUCAAUAAAGUCAGGAAAUUGUUAAAAU
Molecule: messenger RNA, 4954 nt
Organism: Frieseomelitta varia
Lineage: Eukaryota; Metazoa; Arthropoda; Insecta; Hymenoptera; Apidae
Product: transmembrane protein 245
Exons: 11
Coding region: 1595-4234 (879 amino acids)
Source: RefSeq, a predicted model, not a curated record